UGCUCUUGGUUUUGAACACUGUGGGGUAAAGACUGGAGUAAGGAGCCAUCUUGCAAGGCUUGUGGGCAUCAAAAUGCAGGCUUGGGGCUUUGCAGUGGUCAUCCUGGCCACGCUGAUGGUUGCCACUGUGGAUAACAAGAUAUAUGAACGCUGUGAACUGGCAUCAAGGCUGCAGAAGGCGGGUCUCAACAACUACAAGGGCUACAGCGUUGGAGACUGGCUAUGCAUGGCACACUAUGAGAGUGGCUUUGAUACCUCCUUCGUGGACCAUAAUCCUGAUGGCAGUAGUGAAUAUGGCAUUUUCCAGCUGAAUUCUGCUUGGUGGUGUGACAAUGGUGUUACACCCACCCAGAACCUCUGUCACAUGGAGUGUCGAGACCUGCUUAAUCGCCACAUUCUGGAUGACAUCUUGUGUGCCAAGCAGGUGGUAUCCUCACAGAUUGGUAUGAUGGCCUGGGAUUCUUGGACCCGGCACUGCUCUGGCCAUGAUUUAUCUGAAUGGCUCAAGGGCUGUAAUUUGCAAUUAAAACCGGAAAUAAGCAAAAAUGAUUGAUGACCUAGAUUCCCAGAGAUCAAGGUUUUAUUUUCCAUUCUUUUCUUACUUUUGUGGAUUUUAUAAAAAGGAUGGUAUCUAUAAACAAUGCAAG
Molecule: messenger RNA, 647 nt
Organism: Talpa occidentalis (Iberian mole)
Lineage: Eukaryota; Metazoa; Chordata; Mammalia; Eulipotyphla; Talpidae
Gene: SPACA5
Product: sperm acrosome associated 5
Exons: 4
Coding region: 74-553 (159 amino acids)
Biological process (GO): fusion of sperm to egg plasma membrane involved in single fertilization
Cellular component (GO): sperm flagellum; acrosomal vesicle
Molecular function (GO): lysozyme activity
Source: RefSeq, a predicted model, not a curated record